Molecule: messenger RNA, 390 nt
Organism: Etheostoma spectabile (orangethroat darter)
Lineage: Eukaryota; Metazoa; Chordata; Actinopteri; Perciformes; Percidae
Exons: 1
Coding region: 1-390 (129 amino acids)
Source: RefSeq, a predicted model, not a curated record
AUGCCCUGCUAUGCCCCACAACGCCCUGCUAUGCCGUACUAUGCCCCGCUACUUCCUGCUAUGCCCCACAAUGCCCUGCUAUGCCCCACAACGCCCUGCUAUGCCGUACUAUGCCCCGCUACUUCCUGCUAUGCCUUACAAUGCUCUGCUAUGGCCCACAACACCCUACUGUUCCCCCCAACACCCUGCUAUGCUCCAAUAUGUCCCACAACGCCCUUCUAUGCCCUACUAUGCCCAGCUGCGGCCUGCUAUGCCCUGCAACACCCUAUGACCUGCUAUGCCCCACAAUGCUCUACUAUGUCCUGCAACACCCUGCUAUGCCCCACAAUGCUCUACUAUGCCCUGCAACACCCUGCUAUGACCUGCUAUGCCCCACUAAGCCCCUCUUAG